This is a messenger RNA of Pichia membranifaciens NRRL Y-2026, 534 nucleotides long. RefSeq lists its product as hypothetical. The transcript has a single exon. The annotation marks the transcript as partial. Gene Ontology annotation, molecular function: single-stranded DNA binding. NCBI's taxonomy places the organism in Eukaryota, Fungi, Ascomycota, Pichiomycetes, Pichiales, Pichiaceae. Gene Ontology annotation, cellular component: mitochondrial chromosome; mitochondrial nucleoid. The record is from RefSeq and is a predicted model, not a curated record. Gene Ontology annotation, biological process: recombinational repair; interstrand cross-link repair.
GAUUCCACCAAAAAUUGGUCAGAGUCCUUUCACGGAUUGGGUAACGAACCAUUCAGUAAAGAAUCACAAGAGACUUUAUACACUGAACUUCCAGACGACGAUAUUGAAAUCACGCCUGAUGGGUUAUUGUAUCUUCCUGAAAUCAAGUACAGAAGGAUUUUGAAUCGUGCCUUUGGUGCAGGUGCGUGGGGGCUGGCACCGAGAUCUGAAACUUUGAUACAGAUGCAAGAAUUCGGUGGACUACUUACCAGGGAAUAUGGUUUGGUUAUCCAUGGAAGGCUGGUGUCUAUUGCUAGGGGUGAACAGACUUUCUUCAAGGAACAGGGUAUUCCAACUGCAACAGAGGGAUGUAAGAGUAACGCUUUGAUGAGAUGCUGUAAAGACUUGGGUAUUGCCUCCGAGCUAUGGGAUCCCAGAUUUAUCAAGAAGUUCAAGAAGAAGAAUUGCGAAAACAUAUUUGUUGAAUACGUUCCAACAAAAAAGAAGAAGAAAAUCUGGAAGAGAAAGGAUGAAGAGGUCGAGUAUCCGUUCAAA